AUGUCGGCCGCAAUCGAUAAUGAGGACCUGGAGGAGCUCUCCAUCUCCAUGCCCUCGCAGCGGCGGGGCGCCGCCCAAACCAGCACAACAAAGGCCCAGGACCCCGCCCCGCCGCCGCCUACUGCGCUCGGAACUGCGGUGCACGAAACCAAGAGCAAGGAUACAAAGGCGAGCCAGCGUCUCGGCCAGUACACCAUUGUCCGCACCCUGGGCGAGGGCUCCUUCGGCAAGGUCAAGCUGGCCACCCACCAGGUUAGCGGCCAAAAGGUCGCCCUCAAGAUCAUCAAUCGCAAGAGGCUCGUCACCAGAGAUAUGGCAGGCAGGAUCGAGCGUGAGAUUCAGUAUCUGCAGCUGCUGCGCCAUCCGCAUAUCAUCAAGCUCUAUACCGUCAUAACAACGCCGACCGAAAUCAUCAUGGUCCUCGAAUACGCAGGCGGGGAAUUGUUCGACUACAUCGUCAACCACGGUAAACUGCAAGAGGCACAGGCUCGAAAGUUCUUCCAGCAAAUUGUAUGCGCUGUCGAAUACUGCCAUCGACACAAGAUUGUCCACCGAGAUCUGAAGCCCGAGAACCUCCUCCUCGACCACGAUAGCAAUGUAAAAAUUGCCGACUUUGGUCUGAGCAACAUCAUGACGGACGGCAACUUUCUCAAGACAAGCUGUGGCAGCCCCAACUAUGCUGCGCCCGAGGUCAUUUCUGGCAAGUUGUACGCUGGUCCCGAAGUCGACGUCUGGAGCUGUGGUGUCAUACUAUACGUUUUGUUAGUCGGCCGGCUACCCUUCGACGACGAAUAUAUCCCGACCCUCUUUAAGAAAAUUGCCGCGGGCCAGUACAGCACACCCAGCUAUCUCUCACCAGGCGCCACCUCUUUGAUUAGAAAAAUGCUCAUGGUCAAUCCCGUACACCGCAUCACCAUCCCCGAGCUUCGACAAGACCCGUGGUUCACGACAGACCUCCCAGCAUACCUCGAACCGCCCGCGCAAGAGUUUUUUGACAGUGGCGCUGACCCCAACAAGGCCAUUGAUCCCAAGGCUCUUGCGCCGUUGGCCGACGCGCCUCGUGUGCAGGCGCUGCAUGAAAACGUGGUGACAAAGCUUGGAAAGACAAUGGGUUAUGCAAAGCAUGAUGUGCAAGAUGCCUUGGCACGCGAUGAGCCGAGUGCCAUUAAAGAUGCUUACCUCAUUGUCCGAGAGAAUGAGAUGAUGCGGGAGAACCCUUUGUUAACCAACCAAGAUGGUGUUCCGGUGUGGAAUCACCAGUCGCCGCCUGCGCACGACAGUUAUAUGGAAAAGUUUAGACCACAAUCAUUGAAUGCUGUAUCACGUCCGCAAUUCAUUCCCCCGGCGCCUUCAGACCAUGAAAGAGCACGCCAAGGAUCCAACGCCAGCAGUCAGCUUGCAAGCAUUCGCAGCCCGGUCAGCACCAUAGCAAUUCUCCCGAGUAGUCUUACAGAAUACCACAAGGCUUAUAUGAAGGGCCACCCAAGGCCCACUAACAAGAUUUCGGAAAGCGAGGCUCUCCCACCAACACCUGAACAGACGGAAGAACAACGGCAAAUAUCGGCUCGAAGACUAAAACCAAAUUUCCGUACAAUGCCCGAAGCAGGUAGAACAAAGCCGGAGCCGAUGACCAGCCUACCUACCAAGAAGCCACGUGCGACCAAGUGGCAAUUCGGUAUUCGAUCCAGAAACCAACCUGCAGAGGCUAUGCUUGCUAUAUUCAAGGCAUUAAAAGCCAUGGGCGCCGACUGGGAAGUACCAAAGAUACGCAGAGCCGGUGGUCGUAGUGGGUCUCGCAGCCGAAGCACCUCUCAGGCCCCAGAAGACCGCAAGUCUAAAUCCAGGAAUCAUUCACAAGACUCUAUCUCUUCACAUUCAUCAGACGAAGACCAGGGCUCGCGGAAGGGCUCGCCACGUCGUGAGCCGCUCAGUGUACGCAACAAUGGCACGAGCGAACAAGAAGCAAGAGGUCGACAAAAGAAGCACUACAACCAUACAAAUGACUGGGGCUACCACGUUCCCGAAGAUCCCUGGGUUAUCCAUGCACGCUUCCUAAAGGAGGGCAUGUUCCCGCCUGGUGUUGCGCAUCCCUCGUCGACGCACUCUUCACGCGUCGACCUCGCCAACGAUUCUUCUGGUGCACGAAGACGGAGUUCGACUAACACCAGCACAUCGAGCGCUGGCCAUGGUGUCGAAGGCAUGACCCCGUCCGAGCGCGCAGGGUCGGUUAGUGAGGACCAUGUGAAUCCCGAUGAAGCAGUAUACAUUUACAUGUCCAUCCAACUUUACAGCAUCGACCGCGACUUUUUUGUCGUCGACUUCAAAUGUGCAGGCUACGAACGCCUCGUCACCAAUCUUGUGCGCGAGAUCAAGGCCUCAAUUCCGCUUUCAGGCUCGCACCAGCCCCCACCGCAUCACCAGGACGGCUGGGACGACGAGCAGGGAGUAUGGCGCCGACUGGACGAAAACGAGCCACUUCCCGAAGACUUGGCCAAGAAGCUGAAUGAAGGGGGCACAGAGAUUCUUCGAGAAAGAACGGAACUUGUGGGUGCGGGGCGCCAGGAAGGCGAGAAGAUUGUCACAAGUCCGUUUCCCUUUCUCGAUGUUGCAAGCACUCUUAUCUUGCAAUUGAGCGGCGAGUAA
Molecule: messenger RNA, 2643 nt
Organism: Bipolaris zeicola 26-R-13
Lineage: Eukaryota; Fungi; Ascomycota; Dothideomycetes; Pleosporales; Pleosporaceae
Exons: 3
Coding region: 1-2643 (880 amino acids)
Biological process (GO): intracellular signal transduction; protein phosphorylation
Cellular component (GO): cytoplasm
Molecular function (GO): protein serine/threonine kinase activity; ATP binding
Source: RefSeq, a predicted model, not a curated record